Spirodela intermedia is the source of this 2028-nucleotide messenger RNA. The record is from the annotation of a GenBank genome assembly. NCBI's taxonomy places the organism in Eukaryota, Viridiplantae, Streptophyta, Magnoliopsida, Alismatales, Araceae.
AUGAGGCAGGCCUCGCCGCUGCGCAAGAGCUUCAUCUCCCGCGCGCCGCCGCUCCUGGCCUUCAACAACCUUCCUGGUCGUGGACCGGCGGAGAACCAAUGGCCGGCGCUGUUGGGUUCUUGCCCAACCGCCCGCUCCCUCGCAAGAAUCCACGGGUGGCUCGUCGCCGGCGGCCUUGGCGACGACCUGUCCUGCCAGACCAAGCUGGCCAGCACCUACGCCUCUCUCGGCGACAUGGAUCGAGCGACCGCCGUGUUCGAAAGGAUACAGAACCCUGAUCUCUACUCCUGGAAGGUGAUGCUCCGGUGGUAUCUAGGGAGAGAAAGCUACGCGCAGGCCAUCGGAGUCUACGCGCGCAUGAGACUAUCGACGAAGACCGCGGACAACAUCGUCUUCUCCGGCGUGCUGAAGGCGGCCGCCGAGCUGAGAAAUCUGCGCGAAGGGCGGAGGCUGCACUGCGACAUUGUCAAGGUCGGGAAUCCGGACGACUUCGUGCUGAACUCUCUCCUCGACAUGUACGCCAAGUGCGGGGCGCCGGGCUCUUCUCGCAGGGUGUUCGACAAAAUUCCCAAUAGGGACGUCGUCUCGUGGACCUCUAUGAUCAGUGGUUACGUCCAGAACGGUCACGCAGAGGAAGGGCUCAUCCUCUUUAAUCAAAUGAGGAAGACGGAGACCGAUCCCAAUGGGUUCACCGUGGGAACCCUGCUCGCCGCCUGUUCAAAGCUGGAGGCCCUGCAAGAAGGCAGAUGGAUCCACGGCUACGUGAUAAAGAGAUCCAUGAAUGAGAAUCCCUUCCUGGUGACAGGCCUGCUCGACAUGUACGCCAAGUGUGGGAUGGUAGCCGACGCCCGCCGCGUUUUCGACGAGCUCCCCGCCGUGGACCUUAUCUCGUGCACGGCGAUGAUCGCUGGCUACACGCAGGGAGGUCACCCCCUCCACGCCGUCAAGCUCUUCUCCGACGUCAGAUCAGCAGACAUGGUGCCCAAUUCCUUCACAGUCGCCAGCAUUGUUUCUGCUGCGGCCCAGCUGGAGGAUCGUUCCCUGGGCAAGACGGCGCACGGGCUCGCCAUCAAGUUCGGACUAGAAGAGGAAGUCGAAGUGAGGAACGCCCUCCUCACCAUGUACGCCAAGUGUGGCUUAAUCCCAGACGCCGACCACCUAUUCGACAGAAGUCCUCACAGAGAUGUGAUAGCCUGGAACGCCAUGAUGGCCGGUUACUCUCAGAACGGCCUCUGCCACGAGGCACUGCUACUCUUCGCGCGCAUGAGAUCCACCAGUGCCGCCCCCGACGCCGUGACCUUCGUGAACGCUCUCUCGGCCUGCGCCGGCCUGGGAGACCUGUCCACCGGCAGCCAGUGCCACUCCAACGCCGCCAAAUGCGGGGUUCUCGCCAACGUCUUCGUGGGCACGGCCCUGCUGGACCUGUACGCCAAGUGCGGGGACGCGGAGUCGGCGCGGGUCGUCUUCGACGGGAUGACUCACCGGAGCCAAGUCACCUGGUGCGCCAUGAUCGGGGGCUACGGCGUUCAUGGCGACUCCGGCAACUCCCUCUCCCUCUUCCGGGAGAUGCUGGGGGAGAACCUCCCCCCGAACGACGCCACCUUCACCGCCAUCCUCUCCGCUUGCGGCCAUGCCGGGAUGGUGGGGGAGGGGCAGGAGGUUUUCUACAGAAUGUGCAGGGAUCACAAGAUCUUCCCCUCUAUGAAACACUACUCCUGCAUAGUGGACCUGCUCGCUAGGGCUGGGAGACUCGACGACGCCAUGGAGUUCAUCGGGAACAUGCCGGCGGAGGCCGACGCCGCCGUCUGGGGCGCCUUCCUCCACGGCUGCCGCGUGCACUCGAGGAUGGAGCUGGGGGAAUCGGCGGUCCACAGGAUGCUGGACCUGCACCCGCAGAACGCCAGCUAUUACUUGCUGAUGUCCAACUUGUACGCAUCGGAGGGAAGGUGGAGAGAGGCGGCGAAGAUUAGGGAACUGAUGAAGAGCAGAGGAUUGAGCAAGUCCCCUGGCUGCAGCCUGAGGAUGUGA